UAUAGCUUCGGGUAUUUAAUCAACUAGGGUGAACCGUCGCAGUUGUUGCUAUCACACUUUUUAACUCCUCUUUAAAAAAAAAAAAAAAAGACCUUUUGACCCAUUAUGGCGCACAUGGGCCCGAGUGCGCGCGCUCGUCCCCGUUCAGGACUGCAAAUUCCACCUUAAAACCCCUCUCUAGUGAAACUUUUCGGCGUAACUCCGUCGGUCCACCUUAAGCGCACACGCAAACGCAGGAGGCGUACAGCGAGGUUUCCGCUUCUCAGUUGGGCUCGGACCGCGGCUCACGAAAAAAAAAAAACAAAAAAAAAACACCGUGUGUAACGUACAAGGUUGACGCACUAAGGUAAGAAGAAAAGCUAAGAGAAAGCGAAGCAACCGAGCGAAAAAAUAAAGGGAUGUCUGAAUCCAAGUACCGAGAAUGGAUCCUGGACACUAUCGACUCGCUGCGGUCGCGAAAAGCCCGGCCGGACUUGGAGAGGAUUUGCCGAAUGGUCCGGAGACGACACGGGUCCGAGCUGACACCUCGAUGGCAAUGGACACAGACAGUAAUGCGGAUGAGGAGGGGGCGGAUGAAAGCCGGGAUGGGCAGGAUGGACCCUCUCCCGGCCGCCCGUGUGAAGAGACAGCCGUGCACUGUGCCCCUGUGCGAGCCGUCUCUGCCCCCUGCUCUCCCUCUGGCACCCGGCCUGGCCCCGGCUGCGGCCCCGGCUCCGGUCUGGACUGCGUCUCUUUCCAGAAGGCCGGUGAGAGGCCCAGCUCCUUGCCCCCUUCCAGCCCCAGGGCCCUUGCACACAAUGACUGGGCCUAUCAUUCUGCUGUCUGCCCAGUGGAGCGCCAGCACCCAGGAAUGCAGAGAGACAAAGCAGCAGCAGAAGCCACGAAGCCAGCAGUCAACUCUGUAACUACCAGCCCCCUCACUUUAAACAACAACGUGAAGAAAGAAGAUGGAGGCAAGGCAGAGGAGAGUGGCCUUUCAUCGGACCAGCUGGUACCAGACUAUGCAGCAGGGCUGGAUGAGACCAAGAAUGUAUCUGAUGGAAGACCACAGACACUGUCUUUGCCAUCUGACAACUGUACAUUUAAGAAUAAGAUAGAUAUAUCCUCCUUCACAGCAGCUGAAGACAGUCUUCUGAAUGGUGGUAAAGGUGAUGACGUUGCUGUGAAGAAGGAGAAGAUGAGCCAGAACUUGUUGCAGUGGACUGUGGCAGAUGUGGCCAGUUAUUUCUCAGCUGCAGGCUUUCCAGAGCAGGCUGUGGCUUUUCGAACACAGGAAAUUGAUGGGAAGUCCCUUCUCCUAAUGCAGCGCAGUGACGUGUUGACUGGUUUGUCUAUCCGACUCGGCCCUGCCCUCAAAAUCUAUGAGCGGCAUGUAAAGGUGCUGCAGAGGACCCACUUCCUGGAAUACGAAGACCUCUGAAGUGUGGAGUCACCUGACAGACAGACGAUGCUGCACUGACCCAAACGUGCAUGCAGUGCCCUCUCCCAUCUGGACCCUGCCUCCCACCUUCAUAUACAGAAUAUAUAGAGGGUGAGUCUGGGGGGGAGGCUGCGGUGGAAUAAACUUUCACUGUGAGAAUGACCAGAAACUGAAAGACAGUCAUCCUACCUCUCAUUAUGGUCUUUGGUUUUCAAAUGGUUUUCAUUUCACCCAUGUGGCUGUUCGAUUGCAUUAUCAAGGAAAUACUACAUUCGACUGCUACGUUCAGAGUAUGUUUUCAAGUGGAGGAGCAAUGAACUUUCUGCAGGAGUAAGAGAUGGACAAUGCAGCCAUUGAAGGGGACUGAGUCCUUGCACCAAGUGGACCACCUAUGGGCUAAUGUACUACAGAGACAUCACUGUGCUGUGAGCAAAGUUUUGUCACCGUUUUUUGGAUGCACAAGAAAAAUGUAUCCCAAAAUGUAUCCCUGCAUUCUCCCUGUUGUAUUACGGUACCUUGUUUGUCCAGAAAGUGUUUGUACGUCAACACAGUUAAACGUGAUGCACAUCUGUUGUGCUUUUUCCUUUUCUCGUAUGAUGAGUUGAAUUAAAUGUCAUCAAAGUGCUGGGGCAGUCAGACUAUCUACAUAUCUGCAUCAAAAGUUACCAGAGUCCGAUUCCUGACUUAUCAUGCCAACAAUAGCUGCUGAUGUUGGAUUAUGUCUUCAGUCUGUAACACUGAGAUACAACCAAUAAGAUAUACUACUACCUGCUGGCAAGGCAAUAUGUUCUGUGUGUGUGUGUUUUUUUUCUUCUUCUUAUUUAGGUCUGACUGUGGUCCAACUUAAUACAAUGCAUUUUGGGGAACAAUUUCAGAUAUGUGACCAGGAAAUAUGCAGCCUAAUGGAAUUUGCUUUCAUACAUAAGCAAAAAAAAAGUAAUAAACUUGGGAAAAUGAUAUUGUAAUACUGAAUAUAUUGUUUUAAAUUGAAUACAGCUGCUCAGUGUCUGUUUACAGAGCAGAUAUGUUGAUCAAAUGCAAUAUUUUGUUAUCAUCCAUUUAUAAUUUGUCCAGUGUGAUCCAAGUCAGCCUCUUUGUGACAUUCCAUAAUGUAGUCUUCAUCUCCAGUGUAUCUCCUCCCCUUUUUAUCUGUAACAUUGACAUUUCUUCCAGAGUCACAAAUAAAGCUCGUGUCUCUCUGUUCAGUCACUUGUUUUGUGAUAGUUUAUUACACUCGUAUCAGUUAUUCACCAUAAAACAAUGGUUUCAAAGGGUCAGCAUCACCUUGUGUGAGGACAAGUGAUAACCCUUUUCAGUCUCAAUCAAAUAUUGUAAACAAACUUUCCACUUCACAUAAAAACCCUACUCCACACCAAAUGUUCUCCUCAAAAAUGACAGCAGGACAUUAAAAAUCAAA
Morone saxatilis (striped sea-bass) is the source of this 2837-nucleotide messenger RNA. It is a transcript of the gene samd1a, whose product is annotated as sterile alpha motif domain containing 1a. The record is from RefSeq and is a predicted model, not a curated record. Gene Ontology annotation, molecular function: protein binding; DNA binding. NCBI's taxonomy places the organism in Eukaryota, Metazoa, Chordata, Actinopteri, Moronidae.